This is a messenger RNA of Zea mays, 653 nucleotides long. RefSeq lists its product as uncharacterized. Bases 188 to 415 code for a protein of 75 amino acids. The transcript is spliced from 3 exons. The record is from RefSeq and is a predicted model, not a curated record. Gene Ontology annotation, biological process: double-strand break repair via homologous recombination; mRNA export from nucleus; proteasome assembly. NCBI's taxonomy places the organism in Eukaryota, Viridiplantae, Streptophyta, Magnoliopsida, Poales, Poaceae. Gene Ontology annotation, cellular component: proteasome complex; proteasome regulatory particle, lid subcomplex.
CAACAGUUUUUUUUCCAGUGUCACAGUAUUUUUGAUUUGGCUUUUGUUUUUGGCACGAGCCCCAGCCCAACUCCGAUCGCACGAGCCCCAGCCCCCAAACAGCCUCCAGGUCUAGCUAGGGUUUCGUCUCCGCCGCUUGCUCUAAUCCUCUCCCGGCACGCGACACGCGAGGUAGGGCGCAGCGUUUAUGGCGGCGACACCGGCGGACGCGAAGACCGAGGCCGCCAAGAUGGACCUCCUCGAGGACGACGACGAGUUCGAAGAGUUCGAGAUCGACCAAGAAUGGGAUGAGAAGGAAGAAGGCAAUGAAGCUGUCCAGCAGUGGGAGGAUGAUUGGGAUGACGAUGAUGUGAAUGAUGAUUUCUCGCUGCAGCUGAGGAAAGAACUGGAGGGAAGCAACGCCCAGAAGAGCUGAAGUAUUAUUUCUCCAGUUUACAAAUGAUCCUUCUAUGCCAGCUACUUCUGGAAAUCGGAACCUUUAUGUGAUUUGUGCUGCUGGGAGCAAUCGAACUCUGGAGUAAAAAAGUAACCAUACCAGUGAUUUCUAAGUAUGAACGGCAGGAAGUUGACGGACAUCAGUCGGCUAUUUAAAAAAUAUCUCAGUUGUGGUUAGAAUAUGCCACAGUUCUUAUCUUAUUUACAACUGUUUUUCC